Coregonus clupeaformis (lake whitefish) is the source of this 1855-nucleotide messenger RNA. It is a transcript of the gene lysmd3, whose product is annotated as LysM, putative peptidoglycan-binding, domain containing 3. Gene Ontology annotation, biological process: Golgi organization. The transcript is spliced from 3 exons. The coding region runs from base 110 to 1051 and encodes 313 amino acids. Gene Ontology annotation, cellular component: Golgi apparatus. Lineage: Eukaryota; Metazoa; Chordata; Actinopteri; Salmoniformes; Salmonidae. The record is from RefSeq and is a predicted model, not a curated record.
AGUAUUCUGUUGACGUGGCGUAGCUAAACAAACGAACGCCAGUAAAUCGGUGGAAGAAUGGAUGUACCUUAGGUCGUCGACGGAACAGUGCUCAUGUUUUCAGUGAAAAAUGACUGGGAGAAGCCAUCACUAUGGUUUCCAGUCAGCCACGACGAUGCAGCCUGCCAAUGGAGGACAUGCCUACCUAUUUGGGAACAGCGCUGAGAACGAUCUCUCUGAGGAGGAUGGAGAGAGCUACGAUCUGCGCACCCGAGGCCGGGACCGGAGGAGCACCUCCAGGGAGAGGUCAGAUGACAUUGUCCACCUGGUCCGAGACAUUAAAGAAGGGGACACUCUGAAUAGCUUCUCCCUGCAGUACCACUGCUCAGUAGCAGACAUCAAGAGGGCCAACAACCUGUUGACAGAGCAGGACUUCUUUGCCCUGAGAUCCAUCAAGAUCCCUGUGAAACGCUUCAGCGUGCUGACGGAGACCCACAACACUGCUCCUCGCAAAUCUGCCUCCCCCACAGUCCCCCGACGCAUCCACCAGCCCCCCAUCUCCACAGAGACUUCCACAGACUCCUCUUCCUCCUCGUCCACAGACAGUGUGGGCAGCUUCCUGCAGGAAAAGGACAAGGACAUAGAGCUGCUGGUCAAGUCCACUGGCACCUCCAGAAGCAGCCUGAACGAGGUGGUCUCCUCCCUGACCCUCCAGCAGCCCUUACUACUGGGGGAGCCUGACUUCAAGCCUGUCCUCAGGAAGGACCCCUACCAUGGGGCAGACUGGGGCAUGAGGUGGUGGACGGCGGUGGCCAUCAUGGUGGUGGUUGGCAUCGUCACACCAGUGUUCUACCUGCUGUAUUACGAGGUGCUGAUGAAGGUGGAUGUGAGCCACCACACCACCACGCCGUCGGCCAAUCCCAAGGGCAUGCAGCAUGCCCAGAUUCCUGAGCCUGUGGCAAUCAAUGGAGAGCCCAACUCAAGACCUCAGGCUGGAAACAUACCUAAACCAGACUCACAUGGACACAGUGAUGUGGAUGGCCACCUUGACCCCAAGAAAGAGAAAACGUAGUGAGGGUGAGAGUCACACUGAAGGAGUGGGAGAUAUUUCUGAGCAGUUAAAUAUGGUACAAUCUCUCUGAGAAUCACUUAAUGGGGAACAGAAUCCAUUGGAAAAUGUAUAAUAAUUUGCCAUGGACAUACAGAAUUAAUGUUUUAAAAAAAUGUUUUUAAAGCACUUUGUUUUUUGCACAGAGGUACCCAACUGCUUAUUGUCCCUUUUUGUCAGCUGAUGGGACUGUUUCUACCAUAAAGCUGUCUACAUGGUUUGUGCUAUCUGGGAUCCUUGGGACGCCCCUACCCUUAACCCCUAUAUUUUACCAUAACCCUUACCCAUAUUACAUUUUAACUUUAAUGGGUUGAUGUCAGAGUUGGACGUCCCAAUGAUCCCGGAUAGCAAUGACCCUGUCUAAAGUGAGGGUUAGUUUCUUGGUCAGAAAAGUACUGAUUGCUACCACUUAUCAUAGAGAAUACUUAAUGACAGUAAUUUGAGGAAUAUUGGUCUUAUACUUACAAUAUCAGUAUUGUCUAAGAUGUGUUGCAAAUAAUCUUGAACAUUGCUUGUAUAUAUUUUUGCCUGUCUAGGGAGAACUGCAUUUUGACUCACAAAACCUGUAUCUCUACUUAGGGCAUGGUGACAACAGGAAAUGCACAAUAUUCCCAAACACUAGCUAGCUAUAUUCUAGUGAAAUGUUAUUUUAGUUCCUUUUCCCCAUUAUGUCCAUUUCAUAAAAUCAGUAUGUGCCUUCAACCUGUGGAACACUACAACAGACUGAAAAUAAAGUAUUUUGAAUAAAUUAUUGAUGCUCAGACUUUG